Messenger RNA from Sclerotinia sclerotiorum 1980 UF-70, 861 nucleotides. RefSeq lists its product as hypothetical. The transcript is spliced from 2 exons. The record is from RefSeq and is a predicted model, not a curated record. The coding region runs from base 1 to 861 and encodes 286 amino acids. Gene Ontology annotation, molecular function: epoxide hydrolase activity. Lineage: Eukaryota; Fungi; Ascomycota; Leotiomycetes; Helotiales; Sclerotiniaceae.
AUGACUGCCAUUCAUUUAAAUACUAUAAAUGCCGAUGGCAUCAAUAUAUUCUACAGAGAGGCUGGGCCUCCUGAAGCACCCACUCUCCUCCUACUUCACGGAUUCCCUAGCUCAUCCCAUCAAUACCGCAAUCUAAUUCCUCUCCCCUCCAGAAAAUAUCACCUCUUAGCACAAGAUCUCCCAGGUUUCGGAUUCACAGAAAUCCCCGAAUCUCGAAACUAUAAAUACACAUUCGAUUCUCUAACCACAUCCAUCGAAUCUUUCCUAAAAGAACUCAACAUCGAAAAAUUCUCCAUCUACAUCUUCGACUACGGCGCCCCCAUCGGCUUACGUCUAGCACUCCGCCAACCCCAAGCCAUCCAAUCAAUCAUAUCCCAAAACGGCAACGCCUACACCGAAGGGCUAGGAGAAUUCUGGACGCCCUUCCAAAAACUGUGGAAAUCCCAAACCCCCGAAGAACUAACCGCUGCCAACGAACCCAUCAAAUCCAUCAUCUCCCUCGACUCAACCAAAUGGCAAUACAUCACCGGAACCCUCCCACCCAUCUCCAUAGAAUCGCACCAGAAUCCAAUACCCUCGAUUAUGCCUUACUAUAUCCAAUUCGAUCUUUUCUAUGAUUAUCGUACGAAUCUGGAUUUAUAUCCGGAGUUUCAACGGUUUUUUAGGGAAUCGAAGGUUCCUGUUUUGGCGGUUUGGGGUAGGAAUGAUGAGAUUUUUUUAAAGGCUGGGACGGAGGCGUUGAAGAGGGAUUGUGGGGAUUUGGUGCUGGAGUUUUUGGAUGCGGGUCAUUUUGCGGUGGAGACCCAUGGGGAGGAGAUUGCGGAGGCGAUUUUGAGGUUUAAGGAGAAGUUUGCACUUUAG